AUGCAUCGAUCCAUCUAUCUUGACCAAUAUCAGUCAGCGGUUGUCUCAAUACUGGCUGCAACUGAUGGCUCUGUCCCUCAGUCCAACCAGUAUCAGGCGGCUUCGGCUGCCAUAAUCUACAAGGGACGUCGCAAGCUCAAGAGGACUCGCUAUGUCUCUGGCAGAGUUACCGCCCCAGAUGCAGAACUCAAUGCCAUCUCGUGCGCAGUGCGCCUUGCUGUUAAGCAGGCAAACUGCCAACACAUUAUGGUCUUUACUGACUCUAUGGGCUCGGCCCAUAGAGCGGUUGACCCUGGCGUGCACUCUGGUCAGGCUUUUAGCUUGUCAGUCUGUCGCGCUCUCCAAGAGUGGUUUGAGGCGGAUGAUCUCUGCCGUGUUACCUUUGUUUACGUCCCAUCUGCUCUGCGGUGGGACAUCCAUGGUGAGGCACACAAGUACGUCACCGAGCUCAAAGUCAGGGUUGGACGUCGUAAGACGGACAACUCUAUAGACGCGCUUCGCUCCCGAGCAGCGCACUCAGUCCUGGAUUCGUGGAACUCCACUUUCCAGGAUCCAACCUACCGAGGCUCUGAAUUUUUAGAGCUUCAACAGCCUGACGGGCGGCUGCUACAGCCAUCGUACCUCAAUGGGGGACCUUGGCUUUCAACCUUCGGACACAGUAUCACUGAGUUCGCUCGCGUGUGCCGGUGUAUAACUGGCCAUGCGCCCAUUGGAGCGUACUACCAUCGCUUCAAGAUUAAUGAGCCUCACAGCUGCACUUGUGGGGCUGCCUUGCAGUCCCGACAGCACAUCCUCUUUCGCUGCCGCAAUUGCUACUCCAUGCACUACCCCCGAUUUCUCAGGGACAUUGCAGCUUUCAUGAAGUACAACCCUACGGCGUUUGGCUUCACCCGGGACCCUUUGGGGGUCGGAUAA
Cyclocybe aegerita is the source of this 915-nucleotide messenger RNA. The record is from the annotation of a GenBank genome assembly. Lineage: Eukaryota; Fungi; Basidiomycota; Agaricomycetes; Agaricales; Hemipholiotaceae.